Molecule: messenger RNA, 1089 nt
Organism: Orcinus orca (killer whale)
Lineage: Eukaryota; Metazoa; Chordata; Mammalia; Artiodactyla; Delphinidae
Gene: WNT8B
Product: Wnt family member 8B
Exons: 5
Coding region: 1-1089 (362 amino acids)
Biological process (GO): multicellular organism development; canonical Wnt signaling pathway; cell fate commitment
Cellular component (GO): extracellular region
Molecular function (GO): cytokine activity; frizzled binding
Source: RefSeq, a predicted model, not a curated record
AUGGCUGACUUUGUAGAGUUCAAGACUUCAGCGGAGGAAGUAACUGCAGAUGUGGUGGAAAGAGCAAGAGAACUAGCAUUAGAAGUGGAGGCUGAAGAUGUGACUGAAUUGCUUUUGACCCCUGUGUCCCUGCAGGCUUACUUGAUCUACUCCAGCAGCGUGGCAGCUGGUGCCCAGAGUGGUAUUGAAGAAUGCAAAUACCAGUUUGCCUGGGACCGCUGGAACUGCCCUGAGAGAGCCCUGCAGCUGUCCAGCCAUGGCGGCCUUCGCAGUGCUAAUCGGGAGACAGCAUUUGUACAUGCUAUCAGUUCUGCCGGGGUUAUGUACACUCUGACUAGAAACUGCAGCCUUGGGGAUUUUGACAACUGUGGCUGUGAUGACUCCCGCAAUGGGCAACUGGGGGGCCAAGGCUGGCUGUGGGGAGGCUGCAGCGACAACGUGGGCUUCGGAGAGGCAAUAUCCAAGCAGUUCGUCGAUGCCCUGGAGACAGGACAGGAUGCUCGGGCAGCCAUGAACCUGCACAACAACGAGGCUGGCCGCAAGGCGGUGAAGGGCACCAUGAAACGCACGUGUAAGUGCCACGGCGUGUCUGGCAGCUGCACCACGCAGACCUGCUGGCUGCAGCUGCCUGAGUUCCGAGAGGUGGGCGCGCACCUGAAAGAGAAGUACCACGCAGCUCUCAAGGUGGACCUGCUGCAGGGUGCUGGCAACAGCGCGGCGGGCCGCGGCGCCAUCGCAGACACCUUUCGCUCCAUCUCCACGAGGGAGCUGGUGCACCUGGAGGACUCCCCAGACUACUGCCUGGAGAACAAAACGCUAGGACUGCUGGGCACCGAAGGCAGAGAGUGCCUGCGGCGCGGCCGGGCCCUGGGCCGCUGGGAGCGCCGAAGCUGCCGUCGGCUCUGCGGGGACUGUGGGCUAGCGGUGGAGGAGCGCCGCGCCGAGACCGUGUCCAGCUGCAACUGCAAGUUCCACUGGUGCUGCGCGGUCCGCUGCGAGCAGUGCCGCCGCCGGGUCACCAAGUACUUCUGCAGUCGCGCGGACCGGCCGCGGGGGGGCGCGGCGCACAAACCCGGGAGAAAACCCUAA